Andrographis paniculata is the source of this 1146-nucleotide messenger RNA. RefSeq names its product auxin-responsive protein IAA26-like. Gene Ontology annotation, cellular component: nucleus. The transcript has 7 exons. Gene Ontology annotation, biological process: regulation of DNA-templated transcription. Bases 193 to 1002 code for a protein of 269 amino acids. NCBI's taxonomy places the organism in Eukaryota, Viridiplantae, Streptophyta, Magnoliopsida, Lamiales, Acanthaceae. Gene Ontology annotation, molecular function: protein binding. The record is from RefSeq and is a predicted model, not a curated record.
CACUAGCCUAGCCUAGCCUGUCCAUAUUUAUGAGCGAGAGAAAGAAUAAAGAGAUAUAGAGAGAGAGCGAGAAAUCUUUCAUCUUUGUGCUUUUCUUGACCUCAAACCAUUUCAAAGAUCAUUCAAAAAUUUUCUUCAAGAAAAUGCUUCACAAAUCCAGUCUUUGAACAAAUUAUUAUUAUUAUUAUUAUAAUGGAAGAAGAAGGAUGUCGACAGUUUCUUGAGUUGCUCCCAAAUCAAGACAGGGAAUGGUUUGUCCUAAAGCAACAAGAAACAACAACUGCAAGAAGAAGAAGCCAUUAUCUUUCAGAGGAUAAAAAGCUCGAACUUAGCCUUGGCCCACCAGGAGGGGGGCCUGCCAUGGUCAUGGAGGAACAAUCUGAUGAGGGUGAAGAUGGCCUGCAAAUUUCAGACAAGAAGGCAUUCUUGCCAACAAAGACAGCUGUGCCUAUUCCUAAUGCUCAAAAAAGGACUGUCUCUGCUCAAGUGGUUGGUUGGCCUCCCGUUAGAUCAUUUAGAAAGAACUUUGCUACCAGUAGUUCUUCCAGAUUAGCUUCCGGUUAUUCGACACAUUCAGCACUGCAGCCGUUGCCCGACAAAGUUUGCGAAGAACGACAGUUACAACAUUGUUCGAAAUCCCGGUUCGUAAAGAUCAACAUGGACGGUAUUCCCAUCGGACGAAAAGUGGACCUCAAUGCAUACGACGGAUACGAGAAGCUCUUCUACGCCAUUGACGAGCUCUUCCGCGACCUUCUCGCAGCUCAAAGUGAGUGUUCUGUCGAUGCGAAUGUUGCGAGAAAAACUAGUCGAGGAUUGCUGGAAGAAAGCGGAGAAUACACGCUCGUGUACGAGGAUAAUGAAGGGGACAGAAUGCUCGCCGGCGAUGUCCCUUGGCAGAUGUUUGUCUUGACGGUCAAAAGGCUGCGCGUACUGAGAAGCUGCGAACUCCCGUCAUUGUCCCGAGGAAGCAAACAUGGCUGUGUUCCAAACAUGCUCGAAUGAUCGAAGUUAAGAUAGGUCUCUAUUGUCUUAAGAUCAUUACAACAUUGAGUUUCUGUAAUUUCUUGUCAUUCUGUUGAAUUCCCAGCAAACAUUAAGAUCUUAUCUUCCGUACAUUUUCAAAUCAAUUUUAGUCACGACCUAAUU